Molecule: messenger RNA, 847 nt
Organism: Triticum dicoccoides
Lineage: Eukaryota; Viridiplantae; Streptophyta; Magnoliopsida; Poales; Poaceae
Product: protein FAR1-RELATED SEQUENCE 4-like
Exons: 3
Coding region: 95-847 (250 amino acids)
Source: RefSeq, a predicted model, not a curated record
GCAGCUUAUAUGGUUCGCCGUCGUCUCCGUCGUUGACCCCGUCGCUCGACCGGUCGUAGAGGGAGGCUGCCAUGGGAGAGCGCUCCCGAGGAGGAUGCGGAUCGGCGGCCGGAGGGAGAGCCCCCCACGACGAGGACGCGGAUCGGCGGGCGGAGGGAGAGGCUGCCCCGAUGAGGAUGCGGAUCGGUGGCCGGAUGGACAGCUCUUCCCGGCGAGCGGCUCAAAUUUUUCGAUUGGCGGCGAGAACUCCACUGUGCGCCAUCCGGCGAUGCACACAUCCACGUUGACGCCGCCGUGUACUGUUGAACCAAGCGAGAUGAUGACUCCAGAUCCCAGCGCAAGAUACAUACAUGGUAACCAACUCCGCGAAGAUUUUGUCCCAAAGGAAAAUAUGGCUUUCGUCACCGAUGAGGAAGGGUAUGACUUUUAUCAACAAUAUGCAAGAUCAGCAGGUUUUGGUAUUACCAAGCUCAAGCGGAAGCCGAUGUCGCGUCUGUAUGCAUGCUCCCGGGGAGGUGCCAGUACAUUUUACAAGCCUGGGGAGGAACGCAAACGUGCGAAAAUGUCCAAGAAGGUUAACUGUGGGGCAGCUGUUAAAAUCAAGAAAAGGGGGAAAGAAUGGAUAUAUGAGAAAGUGAUGUUGGAGCACAAUCAUACUCUGAAUCCUAAUCCAUCUGAAUUGAAGCACAUGUAUUCACAUAAGAACAAAGAUCCUCUUAUCAUGGAGGUUGUUGAUGAUCUGCAGACCUGUGACGUCUCUCCUAAUACAACAAUGAAUGUGUUGACCCAUUUUCACGGCAACUAUGAGAUCAUGCCAAUGAAUGAUCGUGACAUGCGAAAUAGGUAA